Molecule: messenger RNA, 618 nt
Organism: Closterium sp. Naga37s-1
Lineage: Eukaryota; Viridiplantae; Streptophyta; Zygnematophyceae; Desmidiales; Closteriaceae
Source: the annotation of a GenBank genome assembly
AUGCAGCACCAUCGCAUGCAGCCACAGCCGCAGCAGCAGCAGCAGCAGCAGCAGCAGCAGCAGCAGCAGCAGCAGCAGCAGCAGCAGCAGCAGCAGCAGCAGCAGCAGCAGCAGCAGCAGCAGCAGCAGCAGCAGCAGCAGCAGCAGCAGCAGCAGCAGCAGCAGUGGUGUGUCGCAUGCAGCAGGCAGAUAGGAGGGACAGCUGCUGCAGCUGGGUACAGAAGCGGCAAAGGAAGGUCAGAGGCAGCAGCAGUCUGUGUGGAAGCGGAUUUGGGCGGGCAAGCGGCUGCAGGUGCAGCUUGCUCAGAGCGGAUUUGGGCUGGCAAGCAGCUGCAGGUGCAGCUGUGUGUGUGCUGUGGGCGCAAAGGAGAAGUGGUGCUGCGGGCGCAAGGGAGAAGUGGUGCUUUGGGCGCAAAGGAGAAGUGGUGCUGCGGGCGCAAGGGAGAAGGGGUGCCGUCGGCGCAAGGGAGAAGUGGUGCUGUGGGCGCAAGGGAGAAGCGGUGCUGUCGGCGCAAGGGAGAAGGGGUGCUGUGGGCGCAAGGGAGAAGGGGUGCUGCGGCGGAGAGUACAAAGGCAGGGCUGGCAGGAGCAGUGGCAGGCACUGCAGCUGGGAUGUAG